Messenger RNA from Endocarpon pusillum Z07020, 1242 nucleotides. RefSeq lists its product as uncharacterized. The record is from RefSeq and is a predicted model, not a curated record. Bases 1 to 1242 code for a protein of 413 amino acids. The transcript has 2 exons. NCBI's taxonomy places the organism in Eukaryota, Fungi, Ascomycota, Eurotiomycetes, Verrucariales, Verrucariaceae.
AUGUGGACCCUCACUCGCUUCCAUCAUUUCAUCAUUGUCCUUGGUUUUCUAUUCUUUCUCCUCGAACCGACUUCUGCACAGGCCGCAGGUGGAAACGGACUUGACAGGUUCUGUGCCAACGAUAACGAUGUGAUCAACGGGACGUCCACAACCUGGUCCGCCCUGGCCGAAGAAGGAAUCCUCUCGCUCUCGGAAUCUUACCUGCGACCAGACGAACAGGCAUUGCUGCCAUGGAUAUACACCGUCAUUGUCUUCAUUUUCCACCUUCCGACCGUCAUCAUUCGAGUCGUUCGGUGGGAGAACAUCCAGCUUCUCUGUCUGAUCGUUACAUUUUCAACGAACGUCAUCUACACACUCGCAUACGUGUCGACCAAGUUUGAACCAGAAAACAUUCUAGUAUGGACACCUAUAAUGUUGGUCAUUGAUUGCGGCAGCAUGUCUCAGGUCUUGUUCCUGGUCAACGAAGGGCGCCUCGUAUGGCUGCGAUUUUGCUGCCAAAUUGGUAGAAUGGAAACCGAUGAUGCUCUGUCUCGAGCUCGAAACGAAGAGAAUCUCCGUUUCGAGAAACAAGGCGUAGAUCCCCUUUCAGACGAACAGCUCCGCGAACUCGUCAACCAACCGUUGUGGAAAGACACUCGAGUUGCCGUGGCCGUUACCGCGGCACUCUUCCUCUUGCACGUUUUGGUGCUCCAGAUUCUAGGGCUCUAUCACGCCUGCAAGGGCUCGCAAGCAUCAGAGCCUCCCAAAGUUCGCUGGUGUAGUCCAAUCUUCCAGCCGUUUGGGUUGGUAGUCCGGGACGGGGAAUGCAACCUCUACGAGAUCGACCAAAGCUUCAGGAAGGGGAUCGGCUGCAUUGCCCUUCCUGGCAUUUGGCAGCAGCGGUGGCUACGUGGCACCGUCAUCGGUACCGCGUUCAGCAUCGCAUGCGAGGUAACGGACAUCUUGAUUCUCUCCAUCGUGGCCUCGGAUUGGAAACCUCUGGGCGUCAAGAUGCGGCGGCCUUGGUUUACCAUGUUCACCGGCAUCGCAGUGUUGCUGGUCACGCUGGUUUUUGGCAAGCUCUACGCCGACGACCUGCCUCCGGGCAUUACCCACAAGGUCUGGUUGGUGAGCAAGUCGGUAACGCCGAAACUGUACUCGGCGCAGUUGGAGAGUGCUGGACUUCGGGGAGCUAUCAUUGGAUGGAGCGAUGGAUUGUUUCACAGCUGGCGCUUCGAUUACUUUGGACCGAGUCAGUAUUAA